AUCCCCGAGAGACGCGAGGCGAGGCGAGGCGAGGGCGAGAAGGUCCAGCUGCCACUGUGAUUUGCUCUGCUUAACGCGGGGAGCGUGAGGUGCAUGGCGUGGUGAUAGGCCGCGGCUAAGCACCAAAGUUUCGGAAAUGGAGCUGCUCACUGCCGCAGCUCCGGGAAGCGGAGGCUACCGAGCAACCGGGCCGAGCCAAGCUGCGCCAGCUACUUUGUUUUACUAGCUCUUCUUGCUGCGGCAUCUGCGCUACUUAAGGCUGUAGGCACUACACAACACCAGCGGAAAAGGGGGGUAAAGGUGUGAGGUGAAGGCGAGAAGCUCGUGAGGAGCAGCGGUGUGUGUGUGCGCGCGCGCGUGUGUGUGGAGAGAGGAGGGGGGAGAAGAACUUGUUGCUCCGGGCGUUUCUUGGGCGCGGCCAUGGACGCCUACGAGGCGACCAAGGUGGUGUUCUCCCGGAUCCAGGCGCUGGACCCUGACCACGCCGCCAAGAUCAUGGGGCUCCUCCUCAUCCAGGAUCACGGCGACAAGGAGAUGAUCCGCCUCGCCUUCGGCCCCGAGGCGCUGCUCCAGAGCGUCAUGGCCCAGGCUCGCAAGGAGCUCUCCCUCCUGCCGGCGUCGUCCCCCACCGUGGCCGGCCAGUCGCCGUUCCUGCUCGCGCGGCAGAACUCCGGCCGCGGCGCCGCGCCCUCUCCGUCCCCGCUGUCCGCGUCGUCGCCGUCAUCGUGGGCGCAGGCCCAGCCGUUCUCGAGGAGCAAUGGUGCCGCGGAUGACGUGGUGGGCGCUAGGGAGGAGCUAAUCAGUCCGGCGAACAGCGGAGGAGGCGCCGCGGCGAACGCGCCGCCCUUCUUUCCUCGGGGCGGGGACGCUCUCCUGGACGACUUCCAGCUGCAGGAGCAGCUCGCGUUCCUCAACGACGGGGGCGUCAACCCCGGGCACCCUCUCCCGCCGUUCGAUGGAGCCGAGUGCCGGAGCCCCGGCCCUGGCGAGAGCAGCGGGAUGUUCCCGUACAGCCUCGGCUGGGCGAACGGUGGCCCUGGGCACCGCCGGAGCGCGUCCGUGAACGAGCUGUGCCUCGGCGGUGGCGGCAGCGACGGCUUCGGGUGGAAGCCUUGCCUGUACUACGCGCGCGGGUUCUGCAAGAACGGGAGCAGCUGCAGGUUCGUCCAUGGCGACGACGUCGCCGCUCUCACGGGCGCUACCAUGGACGCAGCCACCGCCGAGCAACAGCAGUGCCAGGAUUUCCUCCUCCGCUCCAAGAGCCAGCGCCUCGGUCCCGCCGCCUUCCCGUUCUCCCCCACUGGCUCCCUUCCCUGCUCGCCGUCUGCCGCCAGCAAGUGCCUCAGCCUCCUGCUUCAGCAACAGCACAACGACAACCAAAGAGCCGCGGCAGCCGCGCUAAUGCUGGGCGGCAGCGACGAGGCACAGAAGUUCAUGGGGCGGCCGCGCCUGGACCGCGUCGACUUCGCCAGCAUGAUGAACCCCGGAUCGCGCCAGAUUUACCUCACCUUCCCGGCCGACAGCACGUUCCGCGAGGAGGACGUCUCCAACUACUUCAGCAUCUACGGGCCGGUGCACGAUGUGCGCAUCCCGUACCAGCAGAAGCGCAUGUUCGGGUUCGUCACCUUCGUGUACCCAGAGACGGUGAAGCUGAUCUUGGCCAAGGGCAACCCGCAUUUCAUCUGCGACGCCCGCGUGCUCGUCAAGCCCUACAAGGAGAAGGGCAAGGUUCCAGACAAGUACAGGAAACAUCAAGGUGACUUCUCCGGCUGCGCGACCCCAACUGGGCUGGACGCCAGAGAUCCAUUCGAUCUGCAUCAGCUCGGUGCGAGGAUGCUGCAGCACUCAAACAGCGCGAACGAGCUGAUGCUUCGGAGGAAGCUGGAGGAGCAGCAGCAGGCUGCUGAGCUCCAACAGUCCAUUGAGCUCCACAGUCGGCGCAUAAUGGACCUUCAGCUCCUCGACCUCAAGUCUAGAGCUGCAGCCGCGGCGACAACGGCAAUGGUGAUGACAGCGCCCACUGCCAAUGCCUUCGUUUCGACUCAGCCAGCUGCCACCUCCGUGGUCGAGUCGCCGCCUGAUUCUGGCGAGCAGCUUAAGGGCACAGGCUACUUCACAGAAGAGAGGAAAAUGGUCAACGGGGGAGGUGAUAAGGAGGAAUCUGCUGGUGAGGGGAGCCUGAAUGCUGACAGCGACCAAAGCCUGGAGCACAAUUUGCCGGACAGCCCAUUUGCUUCCCCGACUAGGACCUCUGCAUCUGCUCACCAAAGUUUCACCAACACUGAUACCGGCGUCGUCCCCACAAGUAGCUGCAGUGCAUCCCAUGUAGGUGUCAACACCGGCCCUAAUGCUGGAGGUGGAAUCAACCAUCUGCGGCCCUCUACUUUGGAUAUACCUUCCCCAAGAGAUUUCUUCUCGGUUUCCCGCAGGCUGGCCUCCGAUCACGGAGCGAUUGGGAUGUAAAGUUUCUGCAAUGGAUGAGUGAAUCCCCCAGCCUAAUCAUAGAACACAAGAAGCAAAGAAAAGCGAUAGUGGAAUAUAGGAGAAAAGGAGUGAAGUGUCAGCAUAGUGUUUAGCCCCCUUCUUUAUUUCUUUUUUUGUUGCCCUUUUUAGUGGGUAGUUCUAUUAAAACCACAAGUGAAGAUGCCAUUAGCCUUUGACUAGGAAAAAAGCCAGUAGAUGCAGACAUGCAGUGUUGUGAGAUACUUAAUAUAUUUAUAUAUAUUAUAUUAUAUAAAAGCAAUCCAGUUACAAUUAGUAGAACUAAAGCAAUUACAACUGCCAUCAACAAUAUAGUUGAUGCUUACUCAGUUCAUCAAAGCUGAGGUUACUUACCCUGAAGUUACUACUAGUCCACAAGGCCAGUAGCGGCUACAAGUCACAUGUAACACAAGCGAAUCCUGCUAGCUGCAGGGGAUGCAGAUAUCAUGGACAAAUGCAAAUCCCAGAAGAAGCCGGAGAAGGAUCACAUGGCCAUGGCAAGAAGUUGUCUGAAGUUUUCUAUUUGUGCUAUACUAUAAAUAUCUCUUUUUGCUCCUACUUGGCCAUGUUGUUUUGAUCAGGAGUCAAGAGAGUGGCAAGAUCCCACUCAUCAUCGCCUCGGUCAGCUGUCGACCAGCGUUAUUUGCGCCCCUUAGCAGAUGCAGGCCACUUGUACAAAGGACGCCUUUUCUUUGUUCUUUGAACCUCCUUUUGUUUUUCAGGUCUUUUUGCUCAAUGAACCUACUGCUUCUUCUGUAGAUUAGUACCUGUUAGCGUAGCUGUCUAUCUGCUCUUUUCUCUAUAGAAAGAAAAUGAAAGAAAGUUGUCCCAACUAAUUUGUCGCUCUGUAAAAAAAAAAAAGAAGGGCCCCAAUGGAUGGAAUGGAACGAAGGGCUUGUGUUAAUUUAUUAAUCUGCUAAUUUCCCCGUGGUUA
This is a messenger RNA of Oryza brachyantha (malo sina), 3415 nucleotides long. Its product is annotated as zinc finger CCCH domain-containing protein 22. The transcript is spliced from 9 exons. The coding region runs from base 421 to 2463 and encodes 680 amino acids. Gene Ontology annotation, molecular function: metal ion binding; RNA binding. Lineage: Eukaryota; Viridiplantae; Streptophyta; Magnoliopsida; Poales; Poaceae. The record is from RefSeq and is a predicted model, not a curated record.